Ceratotherium simum simum (southern white rhinoceros) is the source of this 1272-nucleotide messenger RNA. Its product is annotated as olfactory receptor 2AE1. Gene Ontology annotation, cellular component: membrane. The record is from RefSeq and is a predicted model, not a curated record. Gene Ontology annotation, biological process: G protein-coupled receptor signaling pathway. NCBI's taxonomy places the organism in Eukaryota, Metazoa, Chordata, Mammalia, Perissodactyla, Rhinocerotidae. Gene Ontology annotation, molecular function: G protein-coupled receptor activity; olfactory receptor activity.
UUCUGUUGAUCCAAAGGUUGUAUUGUCAGGUAUGCUGAACCCCAGUAUUUCUGACACCUCACUUCAUCUCCACUUCCUGUUUCCCCAGGGACUGAGAAAGGGGAGAUGUGGCAGAGGAAUCAGACCUCUCUGGCAGACUUCAUCCUUGAAGGGCUCUUUGAUGACUCACUCACCCACCUUUUUUUUUUCUCUGUGACCAUGGUGGUCUUCCUUAUUGCAGUGAGUGGCAACACCCUCACCAUUCUCCUCAUCUGUGCUGAUUCCCGGCUUCAUACACCCAUGUACUUCCUGCUCAGCCAGCUCUCCCUCAUGGAUCUGAUUCAUGUCUCCACAACCAUCCCCAAGAUGGCUACCAACUACCUAUCUGGCAAGAAGUCCAUCUCCUUUGUGAGCUGUGCAACCCAGCACUUCCUCUAUUUGUCUGUGGGUGGUGCUGAGUGUCUUCUCCUGGCUCUCAUGUCCUAUGACCGCUAUGUUGCCAUCUGUCAUCCACUGCGUUACACUGUUCUCAUGAACAGAAAGGUGGGACUGAUGAUGGCUGUCGUGUCAUGGUUGGGAGCAUCCAUAAACUCCCUAUUUUACACAGUGAUGUUGAUGCAGUUCCCUUUCUGUGGGCCUUGGAAAAUCCACCACUUCUACUGUGAGUCUCCAGCUGUUGUGAAGUUGGUAUGUGGAGACAUCACUGUUUAUGAGAACACAGUGUACAUCAGCAGUGUCCUACUUCUUCUCCUCCCGAUCCUCCUGGUUUCUACAUCCUAUGCCUUCAUCCUCCACAGUGUCAUUCAGAUGCGUUCAUCAGGGAGUAAGAGAAAUGCCUUUGCCACUUGUAGCUCUCACCUCACUGUGGUUUCCCUCUGGUUUGGCGCCUGUAUCUUCUCAUAUAUGAGGCCCAGGUCCCAGCGCACUCCAUUGCAAGACAAAGUUGGUUCUGUGUUCUAUAGCAUCAUUACUCCCACACUGAAUCCUUUGAUUUAUACUCUCCGGAAUAAGGAUGUAGCUAAGGCUCUGAGGAGAGUGCUGGGGAGAGAUAUUAUAACUCAAAAAUAGCAACUUCUCUUGCCCUGAGUAAGAGCGGAAUGGGAUAAUCUAUUUAAAUUGAUCUGAGUAAACCCCUAAGAGUUUUCAAGGGUCCACGUCCCUGAUUACUACUGCAUAAAUGAAGUGGUCAACACACAAUUCUAGUAUUCUAACUUGGUCUCAGGCAUCUAAGCUCCAUAGAGUACUAUCUUAGUCUAUUCAGGCUGCUCUAACAAAAAUAUCAUAAACGGGGUG